AGUCAAAGUAGCAGCACAUUCAUCUCGUCAAGGUCAUCGCUACAUUAUUCUCCUACCGACCGAAUGGAUGACAAUGUCAGCAGAAGAAAAUGAGCAACGGUUUGCUAUAAACCACCUGGAUCUCUCAAAGAAUGACCUAUCAGUAGAAAGAGUUCGAGGCGAUAAUUCGUUGCUGUCGCAGAUGCCUUCUAGCUAUCCCAAUUCAUCUCAUGCCUCGCCGGACGUUCCGGCCUCACAGUGGGUGAUGUCUCAACCGUCCACCGGCACUGUGAUGGCUGCAGUACUCCUUUUUACUGUUCUGAUUGGUUAUCGCAACACUCUCACUAUCGUAUCAUGCAUUAUGAUUUACCUUGUCGGCGUGAUUAUGGCCGUUCUAGCCUUCAACCUUGGUUUGCCACAUUGGAUUCUACGGCACGAUACCUCUCGGAUUCCACUCCACCCAGCAUUAAAGACCCAUUAUAGAAUGCGAUUCUCGACACCAGCUGCCUAUUCAGCUGCUCAAAUCAAGAAAACUUGGGAGACACGGUCUGAUUGGCGUCACGAGCGGCUCCAUUCCAAACUUCUGGAGACGAGCACGUCGGUUCUCGACCGGUUGUUAAUGAAGAUCAUGCGGGAUUUUGUGUGGCAGUGGCACAAUGACCUUGUCCCAUCGCCUUAUGGAUCUCAAAAACCAGGUUCAUCCCAUUCCUCCGCCGACACCUACUCGAGUCCCUCGUUCCCUCUGGCUGUCGAGAGAGUCAUCCGGCAUUGUCUCAAAGUCUUAUUCAUUCGACUUGAGCGACCCGAUUUGGUUGAUUUGGUGGUACACAAAGUAUUGCCAAUUCUAACCACUCAUAUUGAAGCAUUCAGACAAGCCGAGUCCGACUUGCGCGGUGGUGGAAAUUCUGGUCGCCACACCGGGCAUCGUCCUUCCUCGCGCAGAGAUUCACGCGGAGGAAUUUAUGGCGCAUUCUUUAGCUCGGGAAAUGAUGAAAUAGACCUUCUGUUGGCGCGAUUGCAUGCUGAGGUAUUGCGGAAACGGAAUGCGGAAACUGAACGAAAUCCCUCCACCAAUGGCGAUUGUGACGGACCGCGGCCCAUUGUUCGAUUGCAUCCUGCGGUCGACGUUCCUACUCCCAAUUCUCAAGCAUCUGAACAGGCUCACUUGCGUCGCUUGCUCGAUAAGAUAUUACCGAUUCUCCUACCCCCAGCCGAAGCCGGAAGUAGAGCGGUCAAAAUUCUAGUCAUUGAGCUGUUGACAUGUUCAAUCCUGGGGCCGAUCAUAGAGAUGUUAUCCGAUUCUGACUUUUGGAAUCGCCUUGUCGAGGACACGGCCGGCAAUGUGAUACGCGAGCAAAAGAUGGUCGAGCAAUUGAGAGAAGUUUUAGAUCGACAGCUGGCGCUCGCGAGCAUGGCCCCCUCCUCAAACACUUCUAGUUUUCACAAUGACGCUUCUAAGGACGAGCAUGAGACACUACCAAAUUCCUCAAGUGCCAGACCGAACAAUGCGCCAGCUGAAGGUUCUAAGGAUUCGACUCUCACUGAUCAGUACCCUUUUAAGGGCGUGUCAGCAAAACCGACCGACCGAAUAUCAGUCAAGAGCAGUGUCAAAGAUUUUGAACGAAUUUCACGAUCGCUACAUAGAUGCAACACUUUGUUUGAUGUACGGCGGCUCAAAAAUGAUAUCGAGACUGAAAUUAGGAGGACAGAAGCUCUGUUGACCGGUCGUAUCAAUCUCGAGGAAAACAGUGACGUAGAAAUCAAUCACAAUGCCCCAUCUACUGCUGUCACGGGCCUAAAUUCAUCAAAGAUCCAGUCGCGUGAUCUUGUGACUUAUCUAGAGCGCCUUCAAGCUGUAAGAGAAACUGCCGAUCAUCGAAUCGCUGCCCUAGGUGGCGCUGGAGGUCCAAUCCACACCAACCGGAGCCUUAGCGCUAGAUCCAAGACUGCGAACGCAUAUACUCAGCAACACCCACCACCAUCACAAAACUCAAUACCUUCUCAAUUCGGCCAUAAACCCAGUGAUAUUCUACAAGCCAUCUUGAGAGAUCGAGAAAGCCCUGCGUUGUCAUACUUCACUGAAUUUAUGGAUCGUAGGCGACGUGUCAACUUGGUUCAAUUCUGGUUGGCGGUAGAUGGUCUCAAAGAUCCCUUGGAGGAAGAACUAGUCUUGGAAGAUACCUCAUCGCCAGGACUCCAAAACGCAGGUCGCCCUCACAACUCGUCUCAUUUCUCUUCUUCAGCUACCCAGGCGACAGACGACCAAGAGAGCACCAAUCGAGACUGGGAAGCUUUGAAAGAUGAUCUCAAGGCCAUAGCGGCAAUCAACUUUGGUUCUGUCGCGGCUAUGAGCGCCCUCGGACUCCGAGAAGAGGACGUAUUACCUCUACUGCGAUUCUUGUCGGUCGAUCCUGGCUCAUAUAGUUCAGAGACAGCCCCCACGAUCGAUAAGGCAUUACCUGCGCUGGCCAAUGUCAAAGAAGCCAAGAACCGGCUGUUCAAUAUGCAGCACAAAGUCUUUGAGCGGAUGUUGUGUGAGGACUUCCCAGCAUUUUCCGCUUCUGGUGACUUAUACCUCCGAGCCACAGCGUCGGUCAUACUCAGACCGUCUCGCUCUAAGCCCGCCUCAUCAAAUGCAUCCAUCUCUGAAGAUAUUUCACACUCAUUGCGUCAGAAGGCGCGACCAGCCCUGUUGCCAGGGAUGUCGAUGUCUCCUAUCAAGUCUAGAUCACCUCCGAUUCACCAAUCCGAUUCACCUGUCUAUUCUGAUCUAGGUUUUGAUGGACCGACUAGCCCACAGUCUGCGGGCCAUAACGCACCCAAAGUUCGACGCCCUUUAGUCCGGUCAAAUUCCGACGAGCCCAAAAUACGACCCACAAAUCCACUCACACUACUCGCACAAUAUCAAUCAUUUCGCACGAGUGACACAGAUUUCGGCUCCAGUGUAAUCGAACAUACGUCCCGAACACCGCCACGUGUUGUCCAACAGAGUUGGAAGCCAAGCGAUCGAUCGAGGCUUACAAGGGGUACAGUCGCAACAGUCUUACCUCCUCAAGUCACACUCCAAGCAGCGUUUGAUGAACGCUUACCAAGCGAAAGGUUAACUGGCACCACUCACUACAGUCGUCAAAGUAGUAACCAAUAUGCUGAGCGACAAUCCACGCCAAUAGUUGAUGCAGAGGCCAAGCCGUUUUUGCUAUCCCCUUCAUCAAGUUCGAGCUCUCGUCAAAACCAUAUCACCAGUUCAUCUAGUCUUGAUUUUCUCAUGUUUCCUUCAACCAGUGAUCGUGCCCCAUUGUUCGGUGAGGACCUAGACCGCCAUCAUCAGGAUAUGACGCGACUGAGGUGCGUUUCUGAUCAGUUCACCAAAAUACCGAAAUCGGGACAACCGGGACCUAGGCCUCAAUCAGAAUUGAGAUUGAGAACUCGAGCGAAUAAGCAAGAAGGAAGCUCAGGAGAGAAUAGCUCGUCACAGUUUCCACAAGCCACAGAGCCUUCCAUGAAUCUGGCUGCUUCGAUAGCGUUACAGGAAGCCUUGAGUUCAAUCAUAUCGACGGCAGACGACGAAACUUCUGCUGAUGAGCCAGUGCUCCGCAUAUCAUCUUCACCAUCGGGAACCUCGCCACGUAUCAACCCGUCUCAUUCUGAUACCCUCGCGAGCCAGCUUCCUACUACGUCCCAAUCGUCUAGUCAUAGAGCUGAUGAUGUAAGUGGUGAGUCUGAUAACAUAUGUUCUAUGAAAUUAUGCGAUUCUGAGGUUCUUUCGACCCGUCCAUUCACAGAACACGCCCAUCAGCGCAAAGGACUUUUUGAUGACGAUCCAGACUGGGAUUCCGACGACUGGGAUCCGAGGGACGCUACAUACGGCUCAAUACACUCACAGUCUACCGCUCAGUCAAGUUCCAUACGAACACUUCGUGGACUAGGUUUUGAUUCACGUACCCAUGGGCGUAGUGCCUCGCGAGACCGCGCCCAGUCUAGUAUUAUGAUCACGGGUAUUUCAGAUGCCGACGAGCGUAUAGUGAAGUUAGAGAACCAACUCAAUUUGCUGUCUAGUCUCAUGCGACGGGCAGAGCUUACAGGAAACCGAUUGGAGAUUAGGCUGGUACGAAAGUCAAUGGACUCGGUGGGCCGCGAAUUAUCGGAAGUGAUCUAUCAGAAGACUAGAUUAAUUGAACAAAAGGAAAUCGAAGUAGGCGGAUUUCGGGCCAAAUUGAUCCCAGGAAGGGUGAGAGUAUCCAUCACUGGCACGGCCUACCGCUCCGUGUCUACUAGCAGUGCGCCACUUGCAGCGCGAGGCUCCAACCUGUCUCCCAUCAAAAGUGGGCCGACUUACUCGACGAUGAACCUAGCCACGGCAGCUACUGGUUUAGUGACAGGCGGCACUCAAGAUGUAGUUUUAUACACAAUCGAGGUACACAAACUCACCGAGGAAGAUGGCAGUUUUGGGUCGGGUUGGAUAGUGACAAGAAGAUAUAAUGAAUUCAAUCUACUUCAUAAAGCGCUAAAGGAUCGAUAUACUAUAGCUCGUCAACUCGAUUUCCCUGCCAAAAGCAUUGGUAUUGGCAUAGGUAUCAGUAUAGGAACAAACAACAGUCGCGGUUUGGUAGAGCAGAGAAAGCUUGCUCUUGAACGCUAUCUGAGGUCAUUGAUACAAAUUCCAGUCUUGUGCGAAAGUCCAGAAUUGGCAGGGUUUUUAUCGCGGUCGAAAGCCAACCUCCCAUUUCUACCAGAGGAUCCCAGUACAAGUCUGCGGCGGCAGAUGGAACUUUUUGCUGGAUCUGGUUUUGUCAGAUCGAUCUACAAGUCCAUCACUUCUAGCGGUAUGUCGAGCGUGGACGACAAUGGUCGUAGACGCAACCCAGUCACCUCACCGCCUUCGAUGUUCGAAGUGAUGUUGAGUGGAUUGCGUCAGCAGGCUCAUGAAUUUGCCUAUGGCUACCCCUCAGGGUCUUCAGGAGUCACAGCUCCAAGUUUAAAUUCGACAGUCUCGCCAGAAAGUAUCACAAGACAAUCUAGUGGCACAAAGCAGUCAGAUGAAUCUUCUCGGAAGUCACAAGAUGAAUACUACGAGGGAGAUGCCCUUGCAAACUUAACCACCAACGUACGACCCAUCGAAGGCGAGCUGCUCACCUCCUUCACAGCACCAAUCUGUGACUUUCUGAUUGAGAUCUUUGAGCUAAAUGACAAGAAUCAAUGGUUGAGGAAGCAAGGGAUUGUGAUCGUAUUGCAACAAAUACUGGGAGGUACUAUUGAGAGAAAAUUGCGUGAAUCGAUAUCUGAAUAUUUAGACGACGAGCAUCUAUCACAGCUUAUCGGUAUGCUUGAAGAAAGUCUGUGGGAGCCUGAAACAGAGGGUGGAAAGCUGAAGAAACCGCCGCCGCCAAGGACAUUUGAACAAAAGAUUGGAACGCGUGACGGUGCCUAUCGUAAAUUGUCUGCUAUCAUUCCAGAUCUCGCUGCUAGUGUAUUAGGUCGUUCUAAUGCGCGUAGAGGAGUCAGAAGAUUGUUUUCAAUGUGUCAAAAUCGAAGGCUAAAUAAACAUUUGAUUUACACCAUCAUUGAUGAGGUGUUACGAACAUUGUUUCCAGAAGCCGGAAUUUGAGCCUCUUGAUACCCCACCAAUGAUGUUAUCACAUCCUAUAUUUUUCUUCCCCUUUUUCAUGGGUUAGAAAUACCAAACCUCAAAUUUGAGAUCUUUCUUUAACAUUUCACUUACAUUUAGGUUGUUUGAUCUCAUGAUUCGCUCUGCAUGCUUCAUAAUAAUUAUAAUAUAAAUGUACUUCUUUGUAUUGAUUCACAUAGGUCUAGUGCUAGAGACUGUUUGAGAUUCAAAUUGCUUAGGAUAUGGAUCACUCUAGUCUAUCAUAUCAUCAAUCCUAAAAUAUCAACAUGUGAUGCCACUGCUGACACAUCACGGCUAUGUACAUCAUUCUUAUCAAAAAACCGACAGGUUGGGUCCGAGUGGGUCAAUUGAAAGAUCAGCAAUGUGAAUCUUUGAUAAUCAU
This is a messenger RNA of Melampsora larici-populina 98AG31, 5987 nucleotides long. RefSeq lists its product as uncharacterized. The record is from RefSeq and is a predicted model, not a curated record. NCBI's taxonomy places the organism in Eukaryota, Fungi, Basidiomycota, Pucciniomycetes, Pucciniales, Melampsoraceae. Gene Ontology annotation, cellular component: intracellular membrane-bounded organelle. Gene Ontology annotation, molecular function: phosphatidylinositol binding. Bases 68 to 5584 code for a protein of 1838 amino acids. The transcript has 6 exons.